UUAUCACACAAUAAAUUAACAUAUAACAAAAUGAAAGUGACGUCAUUUUCCUGAUUGCUAAAAAUCCAGGCACACUAUAUACUAGCUUUUUGCAUUACUUUGAAUUGUUACAAUUUGAAAGAUUGAGUAAAGCAUUAAUUUCAUAAAAAUGAGUUCAAUUGUUUCAAGGACUACACUUGUUGCAUUUUUGUAUUUUUACUAUUACACUGCAGUGAGAGGCAGUGGUAAUAUAAUAGAUGACUGUUAUCAAGCCAAAUACAUUGCAAUGGGUGUUGAAGUUAACACUCCUACAAGUUGCAAAGGAAUCGGAGGACUUUCACUUGAUACAUCAAAGGACACAAUGGAAUGGCAACUGUCAGCGUGUAUGCAAAGGGCAAAUGUGGUAUUAUUUGAUAUCAGUAGGCAAUUUUCUGUAAUGUUUAGAUGUGAGUCAAACAAAGAUGGAACUGAUUGGGAUUAUGGAUGGCAAAGGAGCACAUCACAUAAUCUUUUAUUUGCCUAUGUUUUACCACAUCCUUCUUCGCCAAAAUGUAGAAACUCCUACUUCAUGAAAAAAAUAUGGGAUCCUUCUAAGAAUAUUCAUGACAUUUGUCCUAAUAUUACAACAAAAACGGCAGUAAUUAACGUUGAGGCAUGUAUGGCAAUUGCUUGUCAUGAACGAGCAGAUGUUUUAGACUUUUUAGACAAUGGAGUAUGUAAAAUUAUGUAUUGUAAGUGGGGUUUUUAUCGUAACCUUAUAACAAUACCUUUAUCAUCCAACAAAGUAACUACAUACACCUUAUCCCAUAGAGAUUGGGAUGAUUCAUUAUAUAAUUUAAAGGCAACAACUUUAAAAACAUCAAUAAAAUCAACAACAAAAACAUCAAGAAACAUCACAUCUGAGGACUCACAGAACCUGGACUCUAGAACUCUAGCAAUGAUAAUGACUGGAACUACAGCAUUACUUUUAGGAUUAGGCAUUGUAGUAGUCAUCUAUGUAAUUAUACAAAGAUUCAGAAAAAGACAUAGAGCAUCCAGGGAUGUUCACAUAAAUUCUUCAAAUUGUUCUACCUGCGGAUUUUCUGCAGAUCCUUCUGGUCGUUCAACUGUCGUAUCUGGCACUCCAACAUGUAGUCAUCAUUACAAUACAAUUAAUGAAUCCAAAACACUUUCUCCACCUGAUAACAAUGAUCAAUAUGUUGAGACAAUUCCAUUAAGAGGUAUACAUUCUGAAGGUAUUGAUAAUUAAUAUUGACAGAACAAAUGGAUUCCAUCCAUGACAUAGGUACUCGAAAUUUUGAAAAUUAAUGGUAGAACAGACCAUGUGGGAGACAGUAUGACUCAAACAAUGCCAAUCAAAUCAAUUGUUUAAGAUUAACUAACCAACGUUAGUGUGACAAUGUGACAUGCACUGGAAUGUACAGUCUAUAUAUCGCUGUCUCAAAUAUUGUUUCGUUUUCUUGACGUGAGAAAAAUAAAUUAUGUCA
Messenger RNA from Owenia fusiformis, 1466 nucleotides. The record is from the annotation of a GenBank genome assembly. Lineage: Eukaryota; Metazoa; Annelida; Polychaeta; Sabellida; Oweniidae.